This is a messenger RNA of Rhipicephalus sanguineus (brown dog tick), 677 nucleotides long. Its product is annotated as echinoderm microtubule-associated protein-like CG42247. The coding region runs from base 117 to 677 and encodes 186 amino acids. Gene Ontology annotation, cellular component: mitotic spindle. Gene Ontology annotation, biological process: microtubule cytoskeleton organization. Lineage: Eukaryota; Metazoa; Arthropoda; Arachnida; Ixodida; Ixodidae. Gene Ontology annotation, molecular function: microtubule binding. The transcript has 4 exons. The record is from RefSeq and is a predicted model, not a curated record.
GUGAACGGCGAUGAGUGGGAAGCGAGCGCCGAGGAUUCGGCGAUGGUGGCCGACCACACGCCACGGCGGUGAACGACGUCGAGCCUCGAGGCGAGCCGCAGGCCAGUCCCGUGCACAUGGAGCAAGCCGAGCUGGGCUCGCAGGCAGCCAGCGGCAGCACGGCCACUACGUCGACCAACUGGUCAUCGCCCAUGUCGACCGAGACGUCGUCCACGUCCAGCCACAAAACGCCCACCAGGAGGUUGGAGAGGAGGCCAGAAAUAUGCUGGGUCCACGGCUACCAAGGCAACGGCCCAUUUAACAACCUCCACGUGGUCCGCUCAGGUGAGAUCCUCUACAAUGUGGCGGCUCUGGCUGUCCUCUUCAACCGGUCCAAGCACCAGCAGCGCUUCUACAUGGGACACUCUAUGGACAUCGACUGCAUUGCGUACAAUUACAACGAAGACGUCGCGGCGACGGGACAAGGCGCUGGCUUCAACCACGCACCUCCGGCUCACAUUCGCAUUUGGAAGACCGACACACUUGAAACGCUGGCAGUUCUUGGGGCGGGAAUAAUAAACGUAGGGCUGUCGUGCCUUGGAUUUUCGUACCAGGUGAGAUACAUAAGCUUCGUCAUGUUAGCGCACAAAGAACUUUGUCUGCUCAGUUUUUGUUUCACAAUAAAUUUUGUUGGAUAA